Girardinichthys multiradiatus is the source of this 4655-nucleotide messenger RNA. RefSeq names its product heparanase 2 (gene hpse2). NCBI's taxonomy places the organism in Eukaryota, Metazoa, Chordata, Actinopteri, Cyprinodontiformes, Goodeidae. Gene Ontology annotation, cellular component: extracellular matrix; membrane. The record is from RefSeq and is a predicted model, not a curated record. The transcript has 12 exons. Gene Ontology annotation, molecular function: hydrolase activity, acting on glycosyl bonds. Bases 231 to 1994 code for a protein of 587 amino acids.
AGCUCCCACAAGGGGGAAGGCUGGCUCGGGGCGUGCGCUCUUGUUGGCAGCUCCCAAAAAUACGCAGAGGGGCGGGGGGCAGAGGGGGUGAGAACACUAGACAGGAAGACUGAUCCAGAUCGAUGAGACCGAAGUAAAGAACCGCCAUCUCACUUUGUGACUUCAUAGCGUUUGUUUUUCGUUCAGUCUUUAAGCCUCAUUACGCAUACAGAUCCUCCCUCUCUGACACCAUGAAGAUGCCCAAAUGUUCACCCUGUGCGUCUCCCUGGUCCUCCCUGUGGCUGACAUCUUUUGUUAUUGUGGUGGUGCAGUCGGUGAUCUCUUCCUCGUACUCUUCCUCCUCCACGUAUCAGAGAACUGCAGCUGGCGGAAAGCGACCGGGUUUCUUGGGGAGGACGCUGGUUCUCCUGGAUGUCAACACCCGCAGUCCGAUCAGAGUCCUCAACGACAACUUCUUAUCGCUGCAGCUGGACCCCGCGAUCAUCAGAGACGGCUGGCUGGACUUCCUGAGCUCCAGGCGGCUCGUGACGCUGGCGCGCGGCCUCUCUCCUGCCUUUCUGCGCUUCGGCGGAAAACGAACCGACUUCCUGCAGUUCAACAACCAGAAGAACCUCGCCAAGUUCAGGGGCCCCGGUCCAGACUACUACCUGAAGAACUACGAGGACGAUGUAGUGCGCAGUGACAUUGCACUGGACAAACAGAAAGGCUGCAAGCUGGCCCACCAUCCUGACAUCAUGCUGGAGCUGCAGAGGGAGAAGGCUGCCACCACACAGCUCGUCCUUCUGAAAGAGCAGCUAUCUAACAUCUACAACAACAUUACAAUAACAGCCAGGUCUUUAGACAAACUGUACAACUUUGCCGACUGCGCUGGUCUGCACCUGAUCCUGGGGCUCAACGGGCUGCAAAGAAACCCAGACAACUCCUGGAACACAUCCUCCACACUGAGCCUCCUUAAGUAUGGUGCUGGAAAGAAGUACAACAUCUCCUGGGAGCUGGGCAAUGAGCCUAAUGCCUAUCGAAGCAUGGUGGGUCGUGCGGUCAACAGCACCCAGUUGGCUCAGGACUAUGCCAAGUUGCGGACCCUCCUGCAGUCUGUACGCUACUACAACCGAGCUCACCUUUAUGGACCAAACGCCGGACGACCCCGGAAGAAUGCAGUCCUCCUGCUGGAUGGGUUCAUGAAGAACGCCGGCUCAGUUAUAGAUGCAGUUACGUGGCAACAUUAUUUCAUGGAUGGCAGAGUAAAAAAAGCAGAGGACUUUCUAAAGACUCGCCUUUUGGACACACUGACAGAACAGAUUACUAAAGUCACCAAGGUUGUUAACACACAUACUCCAGGGAAGAAGGUGUGGCUGGGUGGACUUGGACCAGCAUGGGCCGGAGGCAUCAACAAUCUUUCUGAGACGUACGCUGCAAGCUUUCUGUGGAUGAACACGCUGGGUGUGGCCGCUGUGCAGGGCAUUGAUGUGGUUUUGCGGCACUCAUUCUUUGACUAUGGAUACACACACCUUGUGGGUCAACAUUUUAACCCUUUACCUGACUACUGGUUUUCUCUGGUCUUCAAGCGUCUGGUUGGUCCGAGGGUUUUAGCCGUUCGGGUGGCUGGACUCCAGAGGAAGCCCCAACCAGGACGAGUCAUUCGGGACAAGCUACGCAUCUAUGCCCACUGUACGAGCUACUACAACCCUAACUAUAUGAGAGGCUCCAUAACAAUCUACAUAAUCAAUCUACAUCGGUCGAGGAAGAAAAUCAAGCUGGCAGGGACGUUACGGAACAGGACGAUCCAUCAGUACCUGCUGCAACCCCAUGGCGAGGGUGGACUGAGAGCCAGACAUGUUCAGCUAAAUGGGGAAAAACUUCUCAUGGGCAACGAUGAGACAUUCCCAGACCUGAAGCCUAAAAUUCUCCGGGCUGGACGGACAAUAGCUAUGCCUCCAAUGACCAUUGGAUUUUAUGUCAUCAAAAACAUUAAUGCAUAUGCCUGUCGAAGAUAGCAACGACUCUUCACUUCAGAGCACACAAUCUCCAUAAGUUCUCUGGACUCAAAGGUCAAAAACCAAAUCAUCAGUGGAAAUGUGGUCAGUGCAGACACCUGGAAACACACAGAUUCUCUAGCUGAAUAACAGAUGGCUAAUGGAGAGAUUCUUUUAAGGGAAUAUUUAAACCACUUCUGAAAAGACUUUCUCACUAUGAUACAUAUGAAGUAUCAUAGUGAUGCACACCACCAGCAGUUCCUCAAAACUUAAAAGAUUUUAUGGGGUAAGUUAUUGUUUUUGGACUGUGACAUUUUCGUUUUGUGGUGCACAAAUUGGAAAAAAUUAUAAGCGUUGUUUGGUUUGACUAGGCUAUACUUUCUUCUCUUUAACUGUCCUUUUCCUCCCAAUCUUUCACUCACUGAAAGAAAACACAAAUACAGCUUUUCCCACAGAGAAAACUGACCUGGCCUAGCUAAAGUAUCUCAGCUUCUACUAACCCUGUACUGUGAGUUUAUUUGAUUGUUAAAUGAAUUUGAUAAAGCUACUGAUGUGUCUACUAAAAGGCUUAAAAGGCUUACAAUGAAAGUGUGAGGUUUUUUACACUUGGAUUAUUUUGAGUUCUUUUGCUUUAGCGAUGCAACAUUUUAUUUUAUCUGUAGAGUUUGAUAUCAGUGAUGUUGUUCCAACUCAUAUUGUUCCAAAGCUAAGGAACAAUGUGACGUUCACUUAACUCUGGGCUUACCUAAAAACUUCUUAAAUCCCAGUUUUUCAGGUAGUUUUAUAUACCUUUUCCAUUGAAUUGUAUAUUUUAUAAUCCCUACUUUUUCUAAUGCUGCUAGGUCACUUUUAUAUGGAAUAUAUCUUUGUACAGAUUUACAAUCAGAUAUUUUUUAGAUUAUGUAUUGUACAUAAAAAUUAUAAAGGAGAUUUAAGCUUGAUAUGUUAGAUUCAGUAUACAUUUAAUUUAUUAUCUAAGGUCUAUUAUAUUUCUAAUUUUGAAUGUCCAGUUCUGUUUUUGGUUCUAAUGGCCUGUUUUUAAAGAAAAUUCAACAUAUUGUGUUAUGCAAAACUAUGAAUACCCUUUAACUUUUCAUAAUUUGUCAUGUAAAAACCUCAAGUGCCCAUAUACAGCCAUGUUCAAUAAAUUAGAAUAUCCACUGGAUAAGGCUUGUUUGUCAGAUUAAAAGUACUUUUUGAAAGUAGCAAGUAUUAAACAAAUUUUUUAUUAAGCCCACAUUCCUGUUUUAAAGAUUUUUCUUCAUGCCUGCCUGAGUUAUUGUAAAAUUGACCUCAAUCAGACUGUAAACAGGUACCUGUUAACAUCAGAUUUCAAGCCUUACCAAAAAUCACAGUUCCCACACAUUGUCUGGACUUUGACUAGGCCUUUCGAACUAAUGACUAGCAUUGAUCUAAACCCUUCUAGCUCUGGCUAAAUGUUCAGAGUUUUUGUUCUGUUUGAAAGUAAACCCCUCACCAAGUCUCAUGGCUUUUGCAGACACACAUAGGUUUUCUCCCAGGAUUGAAUCUGUUUGGCUCCAUCCAGCUUUCUAUUAUAUCUAACCAGCUUCUAUAUAAGUGCUGAUGAAAAUUAUCCCCACAGCAUGAUGCUGCCACCAUAUUUUAUUACAACAGUCAUGGUGUGUUUAGGGUGUCAGUCUUCUACCACGCAAUGGUAGGCCAAUUUUAGUCUUAUAUGACCACAGCGCAUUCGUUCAUGUUUGAGGUGUCCCUAAAUGGCUUGUGACAAACUACUCUUCACUACUUGCCACUCCUUCACAGAGACCAGAUUUGUGGAGUGCACAACAAAUUGUUGAGCUGAGAAUGCCUGGUUUUAUAACCUAAUCCUGCUUUAAAGUUUCUCCACAGCUUUUCUUUGACAUAUCUGCUGUGUUCCUUAGUCAUCAUGAUGCUGUUCGCUCAUUAAUGUUCUCCGAUAAACCUCUGAGGCCUUCACAUAACUGUUGGAUUUAUACUGAGAUUGUAUUAUUUACUGGAAGGCUCUAUUUACUGACUAAUUAACUGACUUUUAAAGGCAAUUAGUUGCAGUGGAUUUCAUUAAGAGGUAAACAACUAAAAGGGGCUGAGUACAUAUUCACUCCACACUUUCAGAUUUGUUUUGUAAAGAAAUUUGAAAUCUGUGCAUAAUUUUUCCUUCCACCUCACAAUUAUGAGAUCCAUUGUGUUGGUCUAUCAAACAAAAAUCCCAAUAAAUUACAAUGAAGUUUGUGCUUAUAACGUGACAAAAUGUGAAAAGGUUUAGCUUUAGUGAAGUUUUCAUUGAGAAAGAAAUAUUAGUGGACUAAGAACAAAUGCUAGUGGGCCUAAUGAUAAAGUUCGCUUAAAUGUAUUUAACAAUGUUAUCACCAACUUAUUUCAACCUUAAGUUAGUAUUUGUUAGACUAAAACUGUGCAUCGCCUGGAAAGUGACUUGUCUACUGGUCCAAACCUAACAAUAACAGAUCAAGACACAAUGAAAGUUGAGUAAGAACUGGUUCAGUGUUCAGACAUGUUAAAUAUAAAUAAUAUUUGCUUCUGAAUGUGUUUAUACAUAAUGUAGAGAUGUUUAUAUAUUUUUUUUGGAGAGCAUUAUUUUAAUACGGAAAGUGCGCCUAUAUUAUUUUAUGUCUAAAAUAAAAGUUUACAUUGAUAAUAAAAACCCACUGAUAUUUUACUUAUCAA